AUGAGCUCCUCUCCUGCGAGGUCCCCCUCUGUGUCUGACGGCGGCGGACGGCGGAGCAGAGAUGCGGAGGAGGAGGGAGACGGUGGCGAGGAAGAAGUUAAUGGUGAGGAAGAAGGCCACGUCCAAGGCGGCCAUGACGACGAUGUGGAACCUCAGCUCCCUCACGACGACGAUGUGGAGAGGAGGACGGGUUGGUUGUUAAGUUUUCCCUCAGCUCUCUGGCCCAACAAUUUUGAUUCAUUGCUGGAAUCUAAGGACAGCUUCAUUACAUUUAGUAAGCAUAAAUGGUUAUGGAAGUCAGGGGCCACGGGUGCAAAGAAGGUGGAAGCAGUUAACGCCAUUGCCAAGGAACAAGGGCAUGAUGCUCUUCUUCAUUACUCAGACCAGGAUCAAGCCGGCGGCAACUUUGGACAUCAGAAUCACCAGCAACCAACAAGCUCGUUGGAUUUAGAGUUUCUUUUUCAGCUAAAACUAUAUGGCUUUCAGGUGUUUGUGUUUGUGCUCUUUCUGUUUUGUUUAUCUUGGAGAGAGAGAGAGAGAGAGAGAUGGAAUUGNUUGAAAUUUGUUGUUGUUGUUGUGGGUGAAGAAAAGUUUGAUCCUUUGCCUUCUCCUUCUACGUUGCUCUGUAAAAUUUGCCACGAAGAGGAGGAUGAGAACUCAACAAGCAUGGAAUCCCCUUGUGCUUGCUCUGGAACUCUCAAGUUUGCUCAUAGAAGAUGCAUACAGAGGUGGUGCGAUGAGAAAGGGAGCACAGUUUGUGAGAUUUGCCUUCAGAAAUUUGAACCAGGUUACACUGUUCCCCCCAAGCUAGCAUUGCUCGAUAUUGCUGUGACCAUCAGAGGAAGUCUAGAGGUCCCCAGGCUAAAUUAUGAGUCUCAAAACACCGGGCUCAUUGAUGAGGAGUCGGACAAUGACUACCCUGGGUGCUCUCCUCCAUCCCAUCCAAGCGCAGCUCUCUUCAGAACAAUAGCUCUAAUUUUUAUGGUGUUGAUACUUGCCAGACACCUCGUUAUUGUCUUAGCAACAGGAGAGGGCAAUUAUCCAUUUGCGGCUGCCACGGUUCUUUUGCUAAGGGCAAGCGGAAUCUUCUUGCCAUUCUAUUGCAUAAUGAGAAUCAUAGCAGCCAUUCAAAAGAAGCAGCAACAACAUCUAUACCGUACACAUAGAAGAGAUGCUUCAGCAAUUCAAAGAGUUGAAGAAGGGGAGCUGCAACAACACGUAAUUCAGAUUCACUCAUGAGACCAGCCCAAUGUUUAUAUACUGUAAAGAAGGGCUUAGUCCAUUAUACUCACAGCAAAAAGUUUGUUUUUUUUUUUUUUAAAUUCAUUUUUUUCUUCAGUGUAUAUUUCUUAUCCAAGGAUUAGGAUAAGCCAUGUUACAAAAGGGAGAGAGCAGGAUAUGCAGCCCCCCCUUGAGUUUAAUUUUAUGCUUUUGUGCCU
Messenger RNA from Asparagus officinalis (garden asparagus), 1439 nucleotides. RefSeq lists its product as uncharacterized. Gene Ontology annotation, cellular component: membrane. NCBI's taxonomy places the organism in Eukaryota, Viridiplantae, Streptophyta, Magnoliopsida, Asparagales, Asparagaceae. Gene Ontology annotation, biological process: protein ubiquitination. Bases 1 to 1239 code for a protein of 412 amino acids. Gene Ontology annotation, molecular function: ubiquitin-protein transferase activity; zinc ion binding. The transcript has 10 exons. The record is from RefSeq and is a predicted model, not a curated record.